AUGUCUGGUGGAACGGAUAGUGUGGGUUUGAUGAGCGUUUCCUCUUAUUCCGCCAAUCUUGCCCUCUGUUCCUCUUCCCCUGAGAUGGUACUGCCAUUCUGGUCAUUGACGAAGCAACUGGGCUUACUGUUUUUCCCAGAGAGUCUUUUUGAUUUCAUACAGCCUUUUCAUGUUUCCUUGCCCCGCUGCAGUCUCUGCUUUCUGGGUCAGGUUUUCAAUGAAGAUUCUCUUGUAUUUUUCACUUUCAGAUUUUUCUCCCAGUCGCGUGUUUGCAAUUCCAGAUUCUCUUCUAGGUCUUGGGUCUGGUUGAUCUGGUCUUUCAGUUCUUUUCUCUCGGUGAUCAAUGCCCAUGUUUCUCUUGUCAACCAUUCUUUUUAUUUUCUUUUUUCCUCCCCAGGACUGUUUGGAAUGUUGUCUUAUAGCUCUCGUUCUUCUAUUGAACGGCGAACUUUUCACGGAGUUCUGCACGUUCUAUGA
This is a messenger RNA of Acanthosepion pharaonis, 477 nucleotides long. The record is from the annotation of a GenBank genome assembly. Lineage: Eukaryota; Metazoa; Mollusca; Cephalopoda; Sepiida; Sepiidae.